This is a messenger RNA of Daldinia vernicosa, 2162 nucleotides long. RefSeq lists its product as uncharacterized. The transcript is spliced from 2 exons. NCBI's taxonomy places the organism in Eukaryota, Fungi, Ascomycota, Sordariomycetes, Xylariales, Hypoxylaceae. The record is from RefSeq and is a predicted model, not a curated record. Bases 205 to 2067 code for a protein of 620 amino acids.
UUUAUAGUUACCCCCUAAAGUUCACGUGUUUACUAUAGCUUUACUACCUGGGGCUGAUAUAUAUAUAUAUAUAUAUAUAUUCACCAUCUACCUAGUAUUUAGCUCUUCGACCCCAUUAAACGUUAACCUAGAUUUACUAGGUCUUCGCUUUUGACGAGGUUGGGAACAACCUGGUUAGGUUAGGAGGUACGUAGUGGAAUUACAAUGGAUGGCUCGACUACGAACGACAGCGGAAAUAAUAAUGUAGGGAAUACGGGUAUGGACAGUGCCACGCUGGCAGGCGUAGUUGCUACCGUAAUUUCAUUCAUCGCGUUGAUCGUCUCGUCCAUUCAGCUGUUAUACCAGUAUUAUACGAACGUCUCGCUCAAUGCGCUUGGCGCAAGAAACUGCAAUGAAAGAGUCAUGGGCCCGUGGGCUAAGCUCACUCGCCGCCGGUGGAGAUGGUUGGAAUUACGAUACGAGAUCAUAUUCGAAUCUCCCAUUCUCUUCGUUGCGCCGGCUUGGAACCAGCGCGGGCCCGUCCCAGGCCGCGAGAUCUGGUAUAUGAGCGGGACCGACGAGAGCUUUGCAGAGACCAGGACUCCGAUGCCCGUCGACUCGGGCCCGUUUCCUAGGACGACUGCCGUCCGCCACGGCGUCAAUGUCGAGGCUACGUGGGUGCUACUGCUACGAACCUUGCAGUCGAUGGAGCGCGAGAGCGGCAAAUGGCUGGAUAUCGUACGGAGUACGGAAGACUGCGAGAAACCUCUGCCUUUCGCCAGUCGCACGCUGGCCGUCGCGGCGCAGGCGCAGACGCUGUCGUGGGACUUCGUGCCAAACUUCAAGAAGCCGUUUGCCAACACGACCAUCUGCCAUAUGGUCGAAAUAGCCGCCAUGCUGGGCAUCCACUGGACCAUGUGGGACGCUACGGUAGACCGCUACCGCGCCGAGGGGAACGGGUGCAUGUUGCUGGGGUCCUUCAACGCCGAGCAGGGCAUCGUGUUCAAGUUCGUCCGGCACGACAAGACCGAGUUUCGCGAGCACCGCCUCGUUCCCAGCAAUAUAAUCAAGAGGUUGUGCUUCGGCUUUGCCCCCACCUUCUAUUUUCUCGACAAGUACGACUUCGUCCCGGAGAAGGGCGAGCGCGAAAUAGCUACGGAUCCGAUCCUGCCGCUCCUGAGGCUGGGGAGUCGGCAGGAGAUCGUCGAGACGCUUAUGGAUGUCGGAUGUCCCAUUGCUAUAUCGGAGCAUUUUCUCAGCCAAGAUGCGAGGAGCUCUCAUCUUUUUCCUAUCGUAUUUGACGUCUUAGGAAUGUUGGGCCGGUCUAUCUCCGUCGAGGGGUACUGCUACCGCUUUCUACCUAACCCGACCGUAUUUCGCUGGGAUCGCCGAUGGUUCAAGACGAAGCGUCUGCUUCUUGUUUUCGAGGAGCAUCUCCUACAGCUAAAUAGGGCCUACGCCAAAACUGGAGAUACACCGGAACCCUUACUUGCCAUCGCGUCCGCGCUCGACCGUAUAAGCCCUUACCUAGAAAACCCCAGCGUAAAGGACUACUCGCCCGCGCUGCUCGAUAGCCUGCGCCGCAUCAUGACCAUCGUGGACGGGUACUUGAAGGACUCCCCGGGGGACUGGGAGUCGCCGUCCGAGACCCUAGUGCUCGACGUAGCCAGCCACCACAUCGCCUCCUUAGUCACGGACCUCGGGCGUCGACCGUCGUGGUUCGUGGACCUAUUCCCGCUCCGUCGCGCUGACGACGGCGUCAACGAGCGCACGUAUAUUACAUUCCUGUUCCAGCACAGCCGCCGCGCCGCGACGGAGUCGCACACAGAUCUCAACGACAUCUACGGCCUACCUACUAUCGGAGAGCUGAGGGUCGAAGCGCCGUCCGCGGCGGACGCUGUCGCAACAAAGACGAAUAGCUUCCUUACUACUCCCUGGAGAAGCGACGCGAGGCUGCGCGACGCCACGUGGUGCCUGCUUGUAUUCCGCAUGCUGUGCUGGCUCCAGCUGCAUGAUUUCCACAGAGACGACGUUAUGAUUCCGCGGAGCGCGACCUACGGGAGCCGCAUGCCUGUAUAUAUCGUUUAAGCUAAGCUAGGCGGCGUUUAUAUGUGUUUCAUAGGGCCCCUACUUAUAACUCGGAUAUAAACCAAUAUACGAACGAAAGUAUAACUGAUGCAGAA